GUGGUCGGAGAUCUGCUGGAAGCCCGGCCCCUCGUCGCACCGUCAAUUGUCGGAUUUGCGUCUCCGAACUUGACUUAUGCACCUGCGCGAGGUCUCAGCGUGCAGCGGGCCUGUGGCAUCCUGAAGUCGUUUUCAACGAAAACCGGAUUUGGCUUCAUAGCGUCACCGGAGCUUUUUGAGGUGUUCGAGACGGACAUCUUCGUGCACUCGAAGCAAAUGAGACCAUAUGCCGCCGUGCUGGCACCAGGGACUCCGGUGACCUUUGCUGUGGCGUUGGGCAAGGAGAACAAGCCGCAGGCGUUUGACGUUCAGCCAUUGGAUGGAGUGCUGGCACAGACAGCCCACACUGCCAUUUUCUCAAUGAGUACCGGCCGCAUGGUCGGCCUGCCUGGAGAGGCGUAUGCAGGCGGCCUUUGUGGCCCUCGGGGAGACACGCUGGUUUCAAGCGCAAAGAGAAAGUGGCAGGAUGCUAAUGCCGAGCUCGGACACUUCAUGGGAAGGAUCAAAGCCUUCAAUGCCGAAAAAGGAUUUGGCUUCAUUGUGAGCGAGGAGCUGGCCAGCUUGGGAUAUUUGGAAGACGUCUUCUUGCUGGCCAAGGAUGCCCUCCAAAGACCGACCUGCGAGGCUGGCCCUGGCCCUGGCCAGGUUGUGGCCUUCAGGACACCUGGUGCAGCUUCGUGGAUUCUGGGCUCAUUUCUGGAUCCACCGAGCCACAGGAGGUUGAUCCCCAAAGAUUGCUUUGGGUCGUGGGCCAUGCACACUCACAACACCCUGCGUUACGAUGGCGAGGCCCUUGGCCUCGAGACUGUGCAACAGUGGAUUGAGGACAAGAGCCUAAAGAAGAGGUGCGAGCAGAUCGAGUUAGUGUCCAAGAAGGUGAAGUCCGAAGUCACACAGCUGUUUGCUUCUCAGAUGCUCCGUC
Molecule: messenger RNA, 922 nt
Organism: Symbiodinium necroappetens
Lineage: Eukaryota; Dinophyceae; Suessiales; Symbiodiniaceae
Source: the annotation of a GenBank genome assembly